This is a messenger RNA of Tarenaya hassleriana, 380 nucleotides long. RefSeq lists its product as uncharacterized. The transcript is spliced from 3 exons. Bases 1 to 132 code for a protein of 43 amino acids. The record is from RefSeq and is a predicted model, not a curated record. Gene Ontology annotation, cellular component: Golgi apparatus. NCBI's taxonomy places the organism in Eukaryota, Viridiplantae, Streptophyta, Magnoliopsida, Brassicales, Cleomaceae.
AUGGAUCGUCCUAGGUGGGCGGCGGUGAUGAUGAUGGGCGUCGUGUUGCCCGUCGGUUACAUGAUGUUUCGCAACAAGCGCGGCCCCUUCUCCUCUUCUUACUCUAAACAGACGAACAAAGUUUUGAUAUAGAGAGCGGAUUGGCUUCGGUUUGAGUGCAACUGAGUGCCUGAUAGAUGGACAUGGAUACGUAGACGAAUGAAUGUGAAUCUGUGCCUCUGCUUGUUCCAUGGAAAGUGAGUACAUUUUCCUAAUUGUAUUGUUCCUUUUUGCUUAGGUUAUUCAACUUGGGUUAUGUAUUAUUCGUCUGACUGUCUUUGGUGAUGUAUAUCGGUACUAGAGGAGGAAAGAGCCAAGUGAUAUUAUUUUUUGAGACAUUA